Echinops telfairi (small Madagascar hedgehog) is the source of this 3410-nucleotide messenger RNA. It is a transcript of the gene RAVER2, whose product is annotated as ribonucleoprotein, PTB binding 2. Lineage: Eukaryota; Metazoa; Chordata; Mammalia; Afrosoricida; Tenrecidae. The record is from RefSeq and is a predicted model, not a curated record. Gene Ontology annotation, molecular function: RNA binding. Bases 1 to 1281 code for a protein of 426 amino acids. The transcript has 9 exons.
AUGUCCACACUGCGAGAGCCGCAGGUGCAUGAUGACCACUUGCGAGAAAGAGCUGAGGAGUUUGAAGAACUUGUCCGUGCUUACGGGAAUAUUGAAAGAUGUUUUCUGGUCUACAGUGAAGUGACUGGCCAGUCCAAGGGCUACGGCUUUGUGGAAUACAUGAAAAAGGACUUCGCUGCCAAGGCUAGACUGGAGCUCUUGGGGAAACAGUUGGGAGCAUCCUCGCUCUUUGCACAGUGGAUGGAUGUUAAUCUCUUGGCCUCCGAGCUCAUUCAUUCCAAGUGCCUUUGUGUAGAUAAACUCCCAAGUGACUACAGGGACUCGGAGCAGCUCUGGCACGUUUUCUCCAGUGUUCACAAACCUGUGUUUUGCCAGCUCGCACAGGAUGAAGGUAGUUAUGUUGGCGGCUUUGCAGUGGUUGAGUAUCACACGGCAGAGCACGCGGAAGAGGCUCAGCAAGCAGCUGCCGGCCUGACCAUCCGGGGAAGCAAAGUCCAGGUUUCCUUCUGCGCGCCAGGGGCCCCGGGCCGGAGCACGUUAGCCGCGCUGAUAGCAGCUCAAGGAGUGAUGCACAGUAGUCAAAAGGGCUUACUUCCAGAGCCCAAUCCAGCCCAGAUCAUGAAAAGUCUAAACAACCCUGCCAUGUUACAAGUUCUUCUACAGCCCCCGCUGUGUGGACGAGCUGUUAAACCAGUUCUUGGAGCCUCUCACAGCUUGCCACAUCUGAUGAAUCCAUCCAUCUCCCCCGCGUUUUUACAUUUGAAUAAAGCACAUCAGAGCUCCGUCCUGGGCAAUGCUUCUAGUUUGUUCCUUCAAAAUCUGUCUCAUGUACCACUGGCACAGCAACAGUUGCUGAAGUUUGAGAAUAUCCAAACCAAUAAUGCUGCUGCUAAAAGUCAGACGUCACUCUUAGGAGAACCUCCCAAAGAGAUCCGGCUCAGUAAGAAUCCCUACUUGAACCUGGCGAGUGUGCUGCCCAGCGUGUGCUUGUCACCCCCUGCGAGCAAAACAGCUCUACAGAGGACAGGCAUCACAAGCAACAUUCUGGAAGCAAUCUCCCAGGGAAAUGAGCCGCAGCAUGCACUGGAAAAGUGCAUUCCGUAUUCUCAGCCUUUUGGUGACUAUGCACAGGGCUCAUCUUUGAGAAACGAGAAGCGAAGCCUGUCCUCUCUGCUCUCUGCCCCGGAGGGCGGUCCCGGGGAGCUGGCGGAUCAGCCCUCGCCCGCCGCCGCCGGCGCCAGUUACGUGGAGACCUACCUGAAGAAGAAGCGCGUGUACUGAGGCGGCCCCGGCGGCCCUCUGCUCGUCAUCGCUGCCUUAACGUCCUUCAGACUAGCCAUAUCCUUGACCGACGGGCUUGUGGCCCAUAGGCGCUGUGUUGUGCAGCAGGCAGAAUUGCUACAUGAAAAACAGCUCAGCAAUAAGAGAGCCAUUGAGCGCCUUUUCCACUAGUUAGAUGCACCCGAAGGUGAUAUUAACGUAUAGUCCGUGGAUGAAAUUAACCAUGGGUCAACAGUCCCUGCUUGAGGACUGGGAAUAGUUCUGACAUACAUGAAAAUGCUUGAAGCAAUAAACGGGAAACGGGCAUGUUUCCCGAGCCUUAGAAGAAUGAGUUUCCUACGAGCCAAUGUGCAUUUCAAGUUGCUCCCCCAGAAAUAACCUAGUGUGUCGAUUUGUAGAACUUCUAGAGCGGCACAGAGUGCAAGUACCACAUGCAGGGACGGUGACGUCGGAGAUGCCCUCCAGGCAGACGAAUGACCGCCCACAUGCCAGCCACGCAGCGCAGAACUGGACCCACGCGGAGCGUGAUGUCGAAGGUACACACCACUCGACAGACACUCGAGAGCUGGCCCAGUACUCCGCGGGAGCCUGCACAGCUGCUAAACCAAAGGCCAGCGGCUGGAGGCCCCCAGUGGCCCCCAGGGAGCCAGAUGAGGCAGUCUGUACGAUGGCAGUGAGUUUGCUCCCGGUUAUGUCCCAUUUUUCCCUUCUUGUGAUGAACACCGGUCACGCAAGAAAAGCACAGGGUCAGCACAUCGUGCCGCGGGCGCCACCUCAGUUACGGAUGUCCGUGCUGUCGGUGAGGGAAGAGCGAUGUUUACAUUUAUAAAUGAUGGGGGGCUGAGGGGGGAUAUUUAUGGCAUGAAAAUAUGAAAUUCAAAUUUCCAUGUCCAUAAAUGAGUUAUUUGGGGAACACAGCCACUCUCUUUCAUGUACUUAUUACCUGUGGCUACAUCUGUGCUAGUUGAAUGGCAGAGUUGAGUUGCGACUGGCCACGUGACCUGCUAAGCCUAAAAUAUUUACUCUGUGGUCCUUUAGGGAAGAGCAGUGUGACCCUUCCCCUCCCAGCCGCCUCUCCAGUAGCACGGAUUCUCAAUUCCUGGACCCUCCACCCCACGUCAGACUUUGAAGUGGUGAGGAUGGCAGGCUACUGUGCCUCACUGCACAGUGGAGACAAAUCGUCUAAUCCCUAGUGCAGAGCCCAGCUGAUCAAUACAGGCCCCACUUCCACAAUCGAGUGAAGCAGUCACUACUGGCAUUCCCAGAGGAGUCUUAACCACGGACGACGAUGCUAGACCUCACUCUGUGCUCUUGCCCAUUGUAGUGUCAGGCUGAAAAAACUACCAGCUAUUCAACCAACUUAUAUUGGAAGGAACUCCCUAUCCUUAUUGCAUAUGGCUUUUGACAUCACUCUCUUGUAAAGCCCUUUGUAUUAAAAUGCAUGAGAAACGCUUUGCCACCCAGAAAUGUCUACGUUUGUUAUGAGACUAUGAUCGGGGGCACGGUGUGUGGCAUCUCAAAGAGCCUGGUCUUCCUGAAAUCAGAGCAUUGGGAGGCUUAUUGGGACCAUGAGUUAAAGUGUCUGUCCUGUAUGAGUCACGGGGUCUCGAAUGGAUGCGUACGUGGUAUGCUUUGUCAGGAAUUGUAUCUGCUCUAAGUUGAUAAUACAUACUAACUACUGUUGGAAAGUAACACGUAGAAGAUGAAACUCAAACAGUUCCUAAGACGCAUACUCCCUAUAGCUAUCUGUUCAGGGUCAGGCACUACUGGAUCCUCCUGCAGGAGGGCUGCUGGACUCGUGUCCCCAUGCUUUAGACCCGGUCAGUGCUGUCCCACCUCCACCGUACGGAAAACGGGGACAGAGGAAAGAGGAUGUCUUAAAUUGGAGAUGUAAAAUGCAAGCAGGAAGAGGCUAAAAGAACUGAGGUGGAGAAACAUGGGGUUACAACUCGCCAGCCUAUGCCCCCUUCGCAGUGGGCAUGACACAAGGGCAAUCCAAGGAAGGGGUGUCAGUAAUAAGGACCCUCACCAACCCUCCAAGUCGAAAACUGUUAGGUUUUCUAUGUAAGGGACUGCCUGAAAUGCUCUGAAAAGUGGAACCUUGAUAUUAAAAAGCGUACGCAUGUGAA